This is a messenger RNA of Anopheles nili, 1907 nucleotides long. RefSeq lists its product as uncharacterized. The coding region runs from base 9 to 1199 and encodes 396 amino acids. The record is from RefSeq and is a predicted model, not a curated record. The transcript has a single exon. Lineage: Eukaryota; Metazoa; Arthropoda; Insecta; Diptera; Culicidae.
CAACAGUGAUGCAGAAACUAAUCGUGACGCUAUUCGCACAUACGUUGGUGCAGAGCUUUAUUAUAGCUGCUCCUUCAGAAGUUUUACCGGAAUCAUCGCUCCAGUUAGACGCUUGCGGGCAGAGCUACAAUGAGAUUAUAUCCAUAACGAAAUCUUGGCAUACAAAGACCUGCAAUGGCACUGAGCUGAGGGCGGCUUGUAUCGUUCCAGAACAUGAGCAAGCCUAUCUGGAGCUGAAGAAACGAUGCCAGGAGGCAUACGACCAGCAAACGACACAGUCGAAAGAUCUCAGCAUCAAGUUGCCCGAAUACAUGAGCAAGGUGAUGUCAUCAGUUAGUGUGCUAAGUCAAACGUUAAAAAAUGACAUGCCUGGCCUGGAGACAUUAUUUAACGGUCAGAAACAGCAACUGGAGAAUGCUUGGAAGUAUGGCAUACAGUUGCAGCGAGAGCUACUGUUGACGAGCAUUGAAUCUGACCGCCAGGAGUUGGCUUUGUUUCUCCACUCCAUCUUGUUAGAUUCGGCAUUAUCCAAUAUAUUAGCAGAAAGCUAUCGUUAUCAUGGAGCCAACAGCCGUAUGGUGGCUCGCAUAUUAAAGUUCGUCCGAUUACUUCCAGGAAGCGAAGAUCGCGUGAGUGCAUACAAACAGAUGGCCGAAUUAUUGCAAUCCAAUGGGCAGGAUGAGCGCUUCCCAGCAGUAAUAUUUUCUGUCGAUGCUAAAGAGAUCUCAAAUCACUAUAACCCAGAUCACUCACUGUUUCAAGGCAAGGCUGUUACUCGGUGGCAAUCACAGCUACUCGCUGGGAACUUCACCGAAGUGGCCUUGUUCGCACAGGACUUUACGGCUUACUACAUGCAGGUUGAAGCCGAUUUACUGGGUGUGUUAAACAAUCAAUGGUCAGUGCAAGGGCUUUCAAACAUGAUUUUCUUGCCCAAUGCCUUACCCGGUCCAGUGCAGCGUGUGCGAGCGUUCAAGGCCGUGCUAGAGGCAUUGCUGCAGCAUCAGGAUAAGCAGCACAAUGAUGCCUUCUUGAUGCGAUUGGCUCACGAGAUUUCUUUCUUUGAGUCGUCAUUGAACGUUGAGGCUCCUGAGGUUCGGCAGGCGCUCGAUGCGAGUAAGGAGCUAUUUAGUCAGUUCUCCUACAAACGGGACUUCACCGUCUACACGGAGCUAUAUGAGCAAUUCAGGGCAGCUAUUUGAAAAUGCUAUAAGUGUUUUCGUGAAUUUGUUUUGUGAGUAUGAUAUCGUUUUUGGUUGAAUAAAUAGCAUCCUUUCAAGUGCACAAUUGAUUACGUUUUUACGGUGCUCAAACUAAUAAUUUUAAAACAAAAGUUUCCAUUGAAUGGGCUUGUUAAUAUUCUUAGCAACACUAUUCGCAUUACCUUCUUUACAACAACUUUAUCUCUUUGAGUAGAUGUUGGUCCUCGGGCAUUUGGUCUUAUCAGCCACCAGUUACCUGAUAGGAGCAUUUUAAAAUGGAUGCCUAAGUAUGAAAAUAGAGGCAUUUCCGUCAAUAGUGUCCGCAUCAUGUUUAAGAAGAUAUUUAUUUGGACACGGUACCGAAAGGGAGAAAUUUAUUAUUUAAGUAUCGCUGUUAACCAUGGACCAGGAUGAUUUAAAAUUCAACUAUCAAUCACUAACAGUCAUAAUUAAAAUAGUAAAAAAUAUUACAUAAGAAUAUUUAUUUAGAAGAAAAAAAAGCUAUAUCACCGACAUAUGCACUACAAAAAUUUUUGAAUUUUGAAUUAUAGUUUCAAACAAAAACUGCUGACUAACGUGACAGGUGCAAAGGGAGUUUAAGACCAGAAUUGCAUAAACGUUUUGUCCGUUCUGAUGCUACCUACUAUAGCUCUACUAGCUAUGCGGCAAAUAGAAAUCUAGAACGAAUGCGGAAUCGACCAUUAUGAA